Messenger RNA from Eubalaena glacialis (North Atlantic right whale), 675 nucleotides. RefSeq names its product calcium voltage-gated channel auxiliary subunit gamma 1 (gene CACNG1). Gene Ontology annotation, molecular function: calcium channel regulator activity; voltage-gated calcium channel activity. The transcript is spliced from 4 exons. The record is from RefSeq and is a predicted model, not a curated record. Gene Ontology annotation, biological process: regulation of calcium ion transmembrane transport via high voltage-gated calcium channel; calcium ion transmembrane transport. Gene Ontology annotation, cellular component: membrane; L-type voltage-gated calcium channel complex. Lineage: Eukaryota; Metazoa; Chordata; Mammalia; Artiodactyla; Balaenidae. The coding region runs from base 1 to 675 and encodes 224 amino acids.
AUGCCGCAGACCGAGGCCCUGAAGGUCCGCCUGACCCUCCUCUGCGUGCUGGCGGGCAUCGUGCUGGCGCUGGUGGCCGUGGUGACCGACCACUGGGCCGUGCUGAGCCCCCGCGUGGAGCACCGCAACGCCAGCUGCCAGGCGGCACACUUCGGCCUCUGGCGGAUUUGCACCAAGCGGAUCGUCCCGGGCGACGGCAGGGACAGGAGCUGCGGACCCAUCACCCUGCCUGGGGAGAAAAACUGUUCCUACUUCAGGCAUUUUAACCCAGGCGAGAGCUCGGAGAUCUUCGAAGUUACCACUCAGAAAGAGUAUAGCAUCUCGGCCGCAGCCAUUGCCAUCUUCAGCCUGGGCUUCGUCAUCGUGGGAACCGUCUGCGUGCUCCUGUCCUUCGGGAAGAAGCGGGAUUACCUGCUGAGGCCGGCAUCCAUGUUCUUCGCCUUUGCGGGUCUCUGCAUCUUCGUCUCGGUGGAGGUCACACGGCAGUCGGUGAAGCGCAUGAUCGACAGCGAGGACACCGUCUGGAUCAAGUACUAUUACUCCUGGUCCUUCGCCUGCGCCUGCGCGGCCUUCGUCCUGCUCUUCCUCGGCGGCCUUGCCCUCCUGCUCUUCUCCCUGCCGCGGAUGCCCCAGAACCCCUGGGAGUCCUGCAUGGACGCCGAGCCCGAGCACUAG